UGCACAGCUCUCACUCAACUCAUUUCGUUAACAAUCAAACUAACAAAUUAAUAGAAAGAAAACACCAUGAAACUGGAAAAGGAAUCACUUUCUGCAUACCUACAAAGAUAUCCUUUCCUGUUUUCCUAUCCAAAAUCCGUUCACAUUUAUAAGGCCAUGAUUAAAAACCCGCAAAAAUUUUAACUUUCUAAAACAAGCCAAACAUAAGCAAAUAAAUGUCUUUGAGUCCACCUCGCACCCGAUCAUCCCCAACCAGAAUCUACAACUCUUAUUGGUGCUACCAAUGUAGCCGGAUCGUCCGAAUCUCCUCCGACAACACAUCCGACAUCGUUUGCCCUCGAUGUUUUGGUCAGUUUAUAACCGAGAUGGAAAUCCCAAGGCCUAGACUGGUCUUAAAUUUCACAUAUGAUGAUCCAUCCCCUCAGGCUCGGCUUCUCGAAGCGCUAGCCCUUAUGCUUGAUCCACCCAUGAGGAUCCGUGAAUCGAACGAACCAUGGUCCUUUCCACGGCGAAGGUCUAGAAGCGAUGUUGUACUUGAAGGGCCUAACUCCGGACAACCCAGAUGGGUUCGAGUGCCACGCCAUUCGAACAGUAGAGAUGAUAUAGAUAAUGAGCUUGGGUUACAUACCCGCCCUAGGGCCUGGAUUAUUGCCAGGCCUAUAGGGCAGCAACCAGGGAUAGCUAGUCCAUCUUCUAGGCCAGAGGAUGGACUCACACCAGGGACUGAUCCAAGGAACUAUUUCCUUGGAUCAGGUCUGCAGGAGUUGAUCAACGAGCUGACGGAGAAUGAUCGGCCAGGUCCACCACCAGCACCCGAUACUGCUAUCGAGGCGGUGCCGUUGGUGAAGCUUACGGCAGAGCAUGUUGCACAAGGUGGCUCAGAGUGCCCUGUUUGUAAGGAGGAGUUCGAGAUAGGAUGUGAAGUUAGAGAGUUACCAUGUAAACAUGUAUAUCAUUCUGAUUGCAUUGUACCUUGGCUAAGGUUGCAUAAUUCUUGCCCAGUUUGUAGAACUGAGUUACCUGUUAUUCAUGAUCAAUGUGAAGAUGGAGGAAGAAUAGUUGAAUCAGAAGGUUCAAGUAUUGAAGAUGGUAGGACUCGAAGAUGCUUGAAUUGGAGCCGGUUCAGCUCAAUAUGGCCAUUUCGUUCACGAUAUUCAAGGAUUAAUCCUCAUGGCGAUCACAAUAAUCCUCAGAAUCCUAGGAUGUCAACUGGAGCGUUUUUGUUGACUUGCACCUUAUGCCUGAUGCUUGUCAUACCCUUUAUGACAUAUUCUCCAACCCUUAUCUAACAACUGGUCGAUCAAGGAGACAAUUCUGCCGUAUUCUAUAGCGUUACGUUGCUGUUGCGGUGAUAAAUGUGCUCGAUUUGUGUCAUAUUUCAUGGCAAAAUUGUUUUAGCUGAUCAUGUAUGUCGUUCACCAAAGUCAAUGACGAUGGACGAACAUCCUUGUUCCUUGCGCUUACUCACAUUCUUGUUGUACAUACAGAAAUCGAACUUUGGGCAAUUAGAUUGAAGUUUGGCAUCAUUGAUCAUAACUUGAUAUCAUAUUUGUGAUUCGCAAAGUUUAUUUCCUAUAGAUAAGCGAAAGGCUUGCGACUUAAAGUUGAUUGAAUGAUGACUGAACAAUGUUCGAUAUCACUUGUAUAAUAAUUUUAACUUUUGG
Beta vulgaris subsp. vulgaris (sugar beet) is the source of this 1664-nucleotide messenger RNA. Its product is annotated as E3 ubiquitin-protein ligase RZF1. The coding region runs from base 216 to 1289 and encodes 357 amino acids. Gene Ontology annotation, biological process: protein ubiquitination. NCBI's taxonomy places the organism in Eukaryota, Viridiplantae, Streptophyta, Magnoliopsida, Caryophyllales, Amaranthaceae. Gene Ontology annotation, molecular function: ubiquitin protein ligase activity. The record is from RefSeq and is a predicted model, not a curated record. Gene Ontology annotation, cellular component: cytoplasm. The transcript has 3 exons.